UUUUCUUCAAUUCUUCUCCUUCUUUGCAGUUUCAUUAAAACCAAAUUUCACCAUAAAUAACUCCUACUUUAUUGACCUGACCUCUAAACCUUUAUAUUACUAUUACUAAAGUGUUCAAGUAUAUAUAGCUGCCAUUUGUAGGUGACUUGAAUGAAGGAUAUGCAAGCAAGUAACAAACAGAUACGGCAUUUGGAAGAAAUAGAUCAACAAAAAUGGGACCUGAGGAGCCUGAAGAGAACAUCACUCACAUGGAUGUUUCGCUGUAUACGGCAGCAGCUGAAGGCAACAUUGAAGUAUUCAAUAAUAAGCAGGGGCUUAAGCUUGAUUCGCUAAAGACCCGAAACCGUGACAGCGUGCUGCAUGUUAACUUGGCAACCGAGGAGAUUGCUGCCUGGCUUUUUAACAGAUUUAGCUCAAUACUCAACUUCCUCCCUGUACUAUAUGAAUUCUUCCCCGUAGAAUAUGUACCAUUCUAUCGGUCUUUGAGUAUUUUCAUUACUAUGAUAAGAGGAGAAAAAAGAUCAGAUUUUAUCGAAAAAAUUCUCAGCAAGUGUCCGUCACUGCUACUCGAAAAGAAUGCUAAAGGUCAAACUCCUUUGCACGUUGCAGCAAGGAAUGGACAUUCUGCUAUUGUGAAACUUCUAAUCAAGUACUGCCCAAAAGCUAGAGAGGGAGAUUUAGAGCUGGGAAUGGAUCAAGUAAGUGCAGUGAGGGAGAUGCUGAGGAUUACGGAUCAGGAAUCCAACACGGCUUUACAUGAAGCAGCAGGGUGUGGCAAUGUGGAAGUGGUAAAAGCAUUGUUGGAGUUUGAAGACCCUGAUUUUCCGUAUUCUGCCAACAAAAAACAGGAGACUCCACUUUACAUAGCAGCUAAGAGAGGAGACGGAGGCGUGCUGAGAGUACUAUUAGAUAAAUCGACAUCAACAGCUCAUGGCGGCCCCCACGGUAGAACAGUUUUGCAUGCAGCAGCUAUGGUUAAAAAUGCAGAGGAGGCAAUAAGGGUAAUAUUAGAGAAGAAGAGGAAUUUGACAAGUGCAAAAGAUGAAGAUGGACACACCCCUCUUCAUUAUGCUGCACACUUGGGUUUCAAGUCUGUAGUGGAAGAACUGUUAAAAUGGGAUGUAUCAGUUGCCUAUAUAGGUGAUAGAAAGAGGGGGUUGACACCCGUUCUUAUGGCAGCCAGGCAAGGUUAUCUUGAAACAGUUUCAAAGAUUCUCUCUUUAUGUCUAGAUUGCUGCGAAAAUGUGGACAACAAAAGUUUGAAUUUACUUCAUUAUCUGGCUUUUAGAGGCUCUGCCUCUCCAUUAGGACGUUCUCUUUUCAAGCGUGGUAGCAUUGAGAUUGUAUACAAAUUACUUAGAAAUCUAAUGGAGAUGGAAGGUGCUUUUGGAAUGACACCUCAAGAAGUUUAUAGUGUACUUCGAUCUGAGAAACAUCAUCAGAAGCAGAAGCAAAUCAAAGAAUUUUUGGGAGAAAUUGAGAAUGAUCAAGUGGCGGACCAACUAGUUAUUCGAUUUGGCGUACGAAAUAUUUGUAAAGAAAGCUUGGAGAAGACAAAAAAUGCUCAUUUAGUAGUGGCAGCACUUAUAGCCACCGUCGCAUUCGCAGCAGCAAUAACUGUUCCAGGUGGUUUGCAAAGUGAAAAAGGGUCAGAGCAAGGAACUCCCCUUUUGAUUGAUGAGGCAGCCUUUAAAGCAUUUGUUGUAACAAAUGCAAUGGCCUUUAUUUUCUCUGUUUCUGCCCUCACCACCCACUUUGGGGUUUUGGAUAAUCUAUUAUCACGAUUUAGUUUUUGGCGUGAAACAGUUUUAUAUCGAACUUGGUCUGUUUCUGGGAUCCUUGGCUAUGCAACGGUUGCGAUGAUGAUUGCUUUCAGCACAGGUAGUUAUGUAGUCUUAAAACCUUCCCACGAACUUGCCAUUGUUUCUUAUUUCAUCUGGCCUGUCUUUUUUUUCUGUAUGUGGCUAAUUUUGAAUUGAAUCCUACAAUACAUAAGUAAAAUAUAAA
Molecule: messenger RNA, 2007 nt
Organism: Gossypium arboreum
Lineage: Eukaryota; Viridiplantae; Streptophyta; Magnoliopsida; Malvales; Malvaceae
Product: ankyrin repeat-containing protein ITN1-like
Exons: 4
Coding region: 213-1979 (588 amino acids)
Molecular function (GO): protein binding
Source: RefSeq, a predicted model, not a curated record